Messenger RNA from Helobdella robusta, 375 nucleotides. RefSeq lists its product as hypothetical. NCBI's taxonomy places the organism in Eukaryota, Metazoa, Annelida, Clitellata, Rhynchobdellida, Glossiphoniidae. The transcript has 3 exons. The record is from RefSeq and is a predicted model, not a curated record. The coding region runs from base 1 to 375 and encodes 124 amino acids.
AUGGACAAGCGUGAGGAGAUUCUUUCGUGUGAAGUAAAACGUAAAUUGAGUGGAGCGGCUAGGCGAAAACUGAUUAAAGAAGCCAUUAUUGAGGAGUUACCACGCCUACAUAUUCUUCAAGAGAAUCAAAAAGUUAAAUAUGAAUCAGCAAUAAAUACUUUGAAACGACUUUCUGACACAAGAUGGGCAAGUAGAAAUCAUGCUGUUGAUGCAAUUGUGGAAUCACUUUUUGCUAUUUUGGAAACUCUAGAAGAUAUUAAUUAUGGAGAAAAAGUCUUUAUCCAAUAUUUAUUAAAAAACCUCGGACUGGAAGCAACAUCGUGGACUACCACGAUGAUCGACUGGGUCAUGAACUUAAAACCAAAAAAGAGCUAA